Messenger RNA from Mustela lutreola (European mink), 2399 nucleotides. RefSeq names its product basal cell adhesion molecule (Lutheran blood group) (gene BCAM). Bases 46 to 1929 code for a protein of 627 amino acids. The transcript has 15 exons. Gene Ontology annotation, cellular component: plasma membrane. The record is from RefSeq and is a predicted model, not a curated record. Lineage: Eukaryota; Metazoa; Chordata; Mammalia; Carnivora; Mustelidae.
GCCGCCGCCGCCGCCGCCGCCGCCGCCGCCGCCGCCACCGCGAACAUGGAGCCCCGGGACGGCCCGGCCCGGGGACGCAGGGCCCCGCGGCUGCUGGUGCUCGCGCUCCUGCUGGGAGCGCACCCAGGUGCCCGGGCUGAGGAGCCUUUGCCUGGGUCCUCCCUGGUGGAGGUGAUGAAGGGGGAGCCCGUCGCCCUGAACUGCACCGCCUUAGCGGCCCACGACCAUUUUGUGCUGGAGUGGUUCCUGGUAGACCGCUCUGGGGUCCGCCACCGCCUGGCCUCAGCCCAGCAGCAGGGCUCCGAGCUCCAGGGCCGGGUGCACGACUCCCGGGGCCGCAGCCCCCCAUACCAGCUGGACUCCCAGGGCCACCUGGUGCUGACUGAGGCCCAGGUGGGAGAUGAGCAGAGCUACGUGUGCGUGGUGAGGGCGGGCGCAGUGAGCACCGAGGCCACCACAGAGCUCCGCAUGUUCGCGAAACCUGAGGCCACGGAGGUCUUCCCCAACAAAGGGAUCCUGUCUGUGGUGGACGACUUUGCCCAGGAGAUCGCCACCUGCAACAGCCGCAACGGGAACCCCGCCCCCCAGAUCACGUGGUAUCAGAACGGGCAGCCGCUCAGGGUGCCCAUGGAGGUGAACGCAGAGGGCUACAUGACCAGCCGUACGGUCCGGGAGGCUUCGGGCCUGCAGUCUCUCACCAGCACCCUCUACCUGCGGCUCCGGAAGGCCCAUCGGGACGCCAGCUUCCACUGCUCCGUGAGCUACAACCUGCCCAUGGGCCGACGCGGCCGCCUGGACAGCCCUGUCUUCCACCUGACCCUGCACUAUCCCACGGAGAACGUGGAUUUCUGGGUGGGCAGCCCGUCCACCACUGAGGGCUGGGUACGCGAGGGUGACUCUGUCCAGCUGUUUUGCCGGGGGGACGGCAACCCCAGCAUGGAAUACGUAUUUUUCCGCCUUCAGGACAAGCAGGAGAACGUGCUGAAAACAAAUCUUGAGGGGAACUUGACCCUGGAGGGGGUUCAGCGGGGCCAGAGCGGGACCUACGGCUGCAGGGUCGAGGACUACGACGCUGCCGAGGACGCGGUGCUCUCCAAAACCGCGGAGCUGCGCGUGGCCUACCUGGACCCCCUCGAGCUCAGCACCGGGGAGGAGCUCUCCUUACACUUGGGUAACAGCACAACCGUGAACUGCUCAGUGCAAGGUCUGCCCACCCCUGCCCUGCGCUGGACCAAGGACUUCGUCCCCCUGGGGAACGGCCCCACCCUCUCCCUGAGCUCCAUCACCUUCGACUCUGCGGGCACCUACGUCUGUGAGGCCUCCAUGCCCACGGUCCCCCUCCUCAGCCGUACCCAGAGCUUCAAGCUGCUGGUCCAAGGGCCACCUCAGUUAAGUGCAGAAGAGACUCAGCCCCAGACAGAGGGCGGCUGGAGGGAAGGAGAUGAAGUCAGGCUGGUGUGCUCUGCCCGCGGUUACCCGGAGCCCAAACUCAGCUGGAGCCAACUGGGUGGCAGCCCAGCAGAACCGGCCCUCACUGGGCAGGGCUGGGUGAGCAGCUCCCUGACCCUGAAGGUGACCAGCGCCCUGAGCAGAGAAGGCGUCUCCUGCGAGGCUUCCAACACCCACGGGAAGAAGCAGCAUGUCUUCCACUUUGGCUCUGCGGCCCCCCAGACUUCCCAGGCCGGCGUGGCGGUCAUGGCCGUGGCCGUCAGCGUGGGCCUCUUGCUUCUCGUCGUCGCUGCCUUCUACUGCAUGAGACGCAAGGGUCGCCCCGGCUGCUGCCGGCGAGGGGAAAAGGGGGCUCCGCCACCUGGAGACCCACAGCUGAGCCACUCAGGGUCAGAGCGGCCUGAGCAGACGGGCCUUCUCAUGGGAGGUGCCUCUGGGGGAGCCAGGCAUGGCAGCGGGGGCUUCGGAGAUGAGUGCUGAGCUCGGAGGACCUCAGAGAGGCUCCACUGGACCUGACCUCAGAGAGUCAGCAUCAGAUAACCAGCUCUGCCCAGCCUCCGCCUGCCCCCACCUUCCCUCUUCCCCCUCUGGCCCUCCCUUCCCUUCCUUCCUCUGCAGGCGGGGCAGGGACCUACAGCAGCCCCUGCUCGCCCGCCCGGAGGGAGGGCGGGGUAGGAGGGGACCUUCCUCCAGGGAAUGUGACUCUCCCAGGCCCCAGAAUAGCUCCUGGACCCAAGCCCAGGGCCUGGCCGGGACAAGACAAGGCUCCAAGGCUCUGAGGGUCGGCUGCCCGGGGCGAUUUUUACCUCCUGCCCACAUCGCUGGUCCCCCCCGCCCCACCUGAUGUCCUGCUGCAUAGUCUGACACUGGAUCCCCACCCCUGCCCCUCCACCCCCCACCCCAUCAUCUGUGGACACUGGAGUCUGGAAUAAAGGCUGUCUGUCACGUCA